This is a messenger RNA of Xiphophorus hellerii (green swordtail), 8569 nucleotides long. RefSeq names its product FHF complex subunit HOOK interacting protein 1B (gene fhip1b). Gene Ontology annotation, cellular component: FHF complex. The coding region runs from base 774 to 4211 and encodes 1145 amino acids. The record is from RefSeq and is a predicted model, not a curated record. The transcript has 12 exons. Gene Ontology annotation, biological process: early endosome to late endosome transport; endosome organization; endosome to lysosome transport. NCBI's taxonomy places the organism in Eukaryota, Metazoa, Chordata, Actinopteri, Cyprinodontiformes, Poeciliidae.
AUACCUACCAUGCAGCUGCGAGCAGCGUCGCCGUGACUCAGUGAAGCCGUGUGGGAGGAGUUAAAGUAAGAUGGCUGCGGGAGAAGGAAGAGUGUUUGAGAAAUCAUCAAAUGGGAUGUUUAUCUGUCGCUAGCAGGAUGCGCAGCUGCCCCGAAGAAGGAGUGGUUAGUCUGUUAGCGUCGCCGGGUCGGUGUGGAGCAGUCCGCCGGUUGUCUCUGCGCUGCGUUCGUGUCCGUCAGCCGUCCGUUGCUCUGACAUUGUGGAAUUCAUCAACGGCUAGGCGUUAGCAGGCAGCUAAGCUAUCCGAGGAAAUCUGCUCCUCUUUCUACAGCUGCCGAGACUCCUGCACGUAAACAAGAGAGGUGUACCCGUCCUGACCGGCUAUGGAGUGGUGCUGGCUUCAGACUGGAUGACAGCGUCCACCGGGAGGACAAGAAAGCAAAGUUUCUAAAUCAGCAACACCCUUCCCUUUGGAGUUGGCUGAUCGGCAGUGACAGCUCGUUCAAGCGUCGUCCUUUUUCUCUGAUUGGGAUCGCCUCUCCUCCCCUCUCCGUCCCUCUUCCCUUUCUUUUUUCCUUUAUAUUUGUCCAUAUCUUCUCCUUUAGUUCCCCUCCUGAGCUCUUGCUUUCUGUCCUGGGCGCUUUUGUGUCUGGACUCAGAAGUUCCCUUUUUGCUUUUUUUUUUUGUUUGUUUUGUUUUGUUUUCUUUCCCCCCCAUCCCUCCCUGGUGUUUGAGUCUGUGAGACCUUUCACCUGCCUCCCGCCGGGUUCGGAAUGAGCUGGCUUAGCAGGUUGAACCCACGGUCCGGCCGCAGCGCCGUCGCCUCCGCCGCCCCCUCCAGCCCGUGCACUGCCGACCCGGAGACCUGCCUGAUGGUGUUUGAGAACCACUGGAGACAGGUCUCUUGGGUUUUGGAUCAGCGAGAAACGUCAUCCUCCAGCGACGACCUGACUGCGGUGCGAAACAACACCGACCAGAUGUUGUGUCUGCUGGCGGAGGAGCGUCCCGCCGAGAGCACAGAGGGCGGCUCUUGCGUGGCGCCCAUGGGCCCCAUCCUGGAGCUGGUCGUCACGGAGAACAUCCUGGAGCGCCUGGUUCAAUGGCACCUCUGGCGCGGCCUGGACCCGGACAGCCAGGGGGCCCUGCUCAAACUGUUCGAGAUGCUCAUCGGCCAGUCCCAGCAGCCUCUGCUGCAGCACACAGCUGUUCUCCACCCCCUGCUGAGGCUGCUGGGAGCAUGCGCCGACCCAGAACUCGGCUGUCCCCCGGCCUUGGAGAACAGCCUAGUACUGCUGCUUAAUCAGGUUUGCGUGUCCAUGGCCCGGCAGCCGGUGGUCCUAGAGAUGCUGUUCCAGGCUGCGCCGGCCCAACAGGGCUCCACCAACCUGCUGAUCUUCUCCCUCCUCGUGCCGUUCAUCCACCGGGACGGAGCCAUUGGCCAGCAGGCCCGAGAUGCGCUGCUGCUGGUGAUGGCGGCCUCGGCCAGUCACGAGGCAGUGGCGCGACACAUCGCCGAAAACUCCUAUUUCUGCCCGGUGUUGGCGACGGGGCUCAGCGCCCUCUACUCCUCUCUGCCCAGGAAAAUCGAGGUCCGUGGAGACGACUGGCAUUCUCUGCGGCGGGAGGACUGGAUGGGCGUGUCGUCUCUCGUGCUUUUCAUGAACUCCUUGGAGUUCUGCAACGCCGUGGUGCAGGUGGCACACCCCCUGGUCCGCUCUCAGCUCCUGGAUUACCUCCACAACGGCUUCCUCGUCCCCGUCAUGGGCCCCGCCCUGCACAAGUCGUCGGUGGACGAGAUGAUCGCCAGCACCGCCUACCUGGAUCUUUUCUUGCGCAGCAUAACGGAAACAUCGCUCCUCAAAACCUUCCUGCGCUUCAUCCUGCUGCAUCGCCAUGACAAUGACACCAUCCUGGACACGCUGCUCACGCGCAUAAGCAGCAAUUCAAGGCUUUGCAUGGUCUCAUUGAGUCUGUUCAGGACUCUCCUGUCCCUGCAUUGUGAGGACAUCAUGCUGCAGCUUGUUCUCAGGUAUCUUUUGCCCUGCACCCAUGUAAUGCUGAGUCAGCGUCGUGCCAUCAGGGAGACGGACAUGUACGGAAAGUCGGCGAACAAGUUCCUGUCUCUGAUCCCGGAGUGCUGUCGGCUGAACGCAUCGAGCUCCACCGAUCGCGACGACGACAAUCCAUUCUGGGGCAAAGUCAUGAACAAUCCAAGCACUGAAGCUCCAGCUCCACCCAGACCCAGCACCCCGUCCCGCUUGUCGUUCUUCAUGCGGCAGCAGAGCAGCAGUGGCGGCGGCGGAUCGGGAGGAGGGGGCUCAUCUAACCUUCCCGCCGUGGAUCCGCUGCACCCUGGUCCAUCCGGGUCCCACGCUCUGUCCCCGGACAGUCCCAUGCACCAGCAGCAAACCCACACAGAGUGUCUGGAGUGGGACGCGGGGUACCUGGAGUACCUCAAGGACGCGCGUCGGGAAAUCGAGCAUUGCGCCUGGUCCUGCCGUGAUUGGUCCGCACCUUACGACGGAGAAAACCCUUCCCCGAACGCAGCCCCUUCGCCUCCACCUCCCCCCACCUCCAACGCCUCCAUAGCCAUGUUCCCAGAGCAUUUCUCCUUCCAGCACGGAGGAAGUGGUGGCACUCCUCUGGGCCAGCAGAGGGCUGCCGUUGUGGCGGCGGCGCGGUCAGAGUGGAGCAGUUCGGACCGGGACAGCGGUGAGUGGGACGUCACAAUAGGCAAAAACAACUGCAUCAGUCUCACGCCCCGCUCCAAGAAGCGCACCCUUCAAACGGAGGAACUGCUUCCUAAACCGGUGCCGCCGCUCGUCCCCUCUUCGUCUGCUGCCUCCGCUCUGUCGGCUUCACACUCCACCUCCUCCCCAAGCCAGCACAUUUCCACGUCCACCAUCACUGUGAGUUACCAGCCGAUGUAUAACGGGACAAUCUCGCAGGCGGACGGUUGUUCGGACAGCCGGGAUAGAGGACUAGAAGUGAAAAAAGUCAAAAGAGACUUGGGGGAGCAGCAGUUCUUGGAUGAGAACGCCAACCAGAACGGUUCUCCCAUCUCUUACUCCUCCCACAGUCACGCCGCCGUCCCCCAGUCGAUUUUCAGCUACAGGAACAGCAGCGACGUGAAAUCUCUACAGCUUCCUGCCCCCGAUACCAAACCGCUGGCCAUCUCAGGGCAGCACAGCAUAUCCUCAGAUCUCCCAGAAACCAACCAACAAUUGCAACAAUCUGUGGAGCGGCUCAUCGAAGAACUGCUGGAACAGGCGCCGGACGACCCCCAGCAGCUCCCCGGAGACGCCAACGGUCAGGGCAUCAGCAUCGAGGCCUUCACCCAGGAGCUGCGGGAGCUGGAGGACCGGGUGAAGGAGCGAAGCCAAGCCGCCUCCCUGCAGUCUGACGCCGCUGCAGAAUCGCUGUCCGCCGAGCAACAGGAGGACGAACAGCUUUCCACCGCUCUGAACGCAAAACUGACUGGUGAUGUCAAAGGGGAGGGGUCCGAGGUGGGAGUCUGCAGUCCUGCUAGACCGCUUAACCAGCCUGCCUCGCAGCCAUACACUGGCCCAUUCAUGGUGGUUCUGUUUGCCAAGCUGGAGAACAUGCUCCAAAACUCGCUGUACGUCAACAUCCUGCUCACUGGCAUCGUAGCCCAGUUGGCCUGUUAUCCUCAGCCCCUCCUACGCUCCUUCCUGCUCAACACCAACAUGGUCUUCCAGCCCAGCGUCAAGUCGCUGAUCCAGGUUUUAGGUUCUGUGAAGAACCGCAUUGAGGCUUUUGCAGCUUCUCACGAAGACUUCCCUGCCAUGCUGAGGAAAGCCCAGCAGUACCUGGUGGCUCGAGGGAAAGUGGACUGGACCGACAUGGCUGCUGCAGUUCCCCCACUGCGGCGCUCUGAUUCACUAGUAAAAAGCCGAAAGCCGUCGCUUGGAGACCUGAUCCUCCGACACACCAACAGCCCCACGCGGGCUCGGCACGCCGCUCAGCUGGCGCUCGCUCACGUCCGGGACGGCGGCCAAUCGCUGCACAGCGCCUUGUUCCGGGGUGGCAGCGGCUCGUCCGGGCUGGAGAAGCAAGCCGAGGCGCUGCGGGUGAAAAACGCCGUCUACUGCGCCGUCAUUUUCUGCGAGUUCCUCAAAGAGCUGGCAGCCAUGGCUCAAGAGCACGCCGUCACUUUACCUUUCCCUCGGAGCCAGAAGGCCGAGGAGUAGAUUGGUAAACACAAACCCUUUGAAACGUGACUCCUGGAUUUUCUCGUCUUUAUUUUUUAUUCAUUUGAAGCUGCAAAACGUAUUUCUCCCUUCACCAGACUUGCGCACUGAGACUUUCUGUCACUGAAAUAUUAGUCUGCAAUGGUGCAGACAGAAAAACAGGAGGAAAACGGUGGCAUUUUUCUACCAAAAUUAGCAUAGGAAACCUAAAGGACUGGAAUUGUUGUUUUAACAGAAGAGCUUGUGCAUAUCAUGGGUUAUAUUUACAUUCUGUGCACAUUAAGUCUCGCUAAACACUUGAGAUUUGGGAGCUUGUAAAUAAACCCACCACGGCGUGGUAUCGUAAAGGAAGUAGGUGCACAUACUGGUGCUAGUUCACACUCCUUAUGUUUUCGUUAGGAAGCGUGCUCUCAGGUAGCACAGACAACAAGACGGAAACAGAACACCAAAUAUUUCUUGGCGGGAAAACAUUGAAAGUAUAAAUAUAUAUAUAUUAAAAAAAAAAAAAAUCAAUAUUUGUACAUCAAGCCCGUCUUAGCUUUCAUCAGAGCGUUUAAUCUUCUGUGUAGGACCUGGUCAAGGAAAGACCAGGUCAGACUUGGUGACAUCAUCAGAGUUAAUUGUUUUGAAACGACAGCUAAAAACUGGUGGAAAAAAAAGAGGGGGAGUUUUUCUUUUUCUUUCUGUAAAGGAAUUACAGAACGUCCUGGAAAGUGUUAGGUAAUUAAAUGCCAUUUUUAUGUAUGAUUUAUUUUUUUUCUUUUAAUUUGCACCAUUUACUUGACAUAUCAGCAGCAUGUGGGUGUAGGCAUGUGCCAUUGUGUAAGUUUAUUUUUUGAUGAAUGACUCCUUUCCAAAGGUGACGCCAGCUCUUCAGGCCAUUACUGACUCAUCAGUCCGUCGCCAUAAAGCAGCCGGGGACAGAAAAGACCGCACUGUGUGAAGUCGCUUUUUUAUUUUGUUUUAUUUUUUUGUUAUUUUAAGAGUUUUAAAUUGACUUGCAAUUAGUUAAAAAAAAUCCCUUGAGGCAUUCACUCUUCUCAGUUCUUUGUUUUUAAUAAGUGAGCGACAAAUUAAGGGUUCAAGAAGCCAUCUAUUCAGUUUUUAACAGUUUUGCUUAGUGUCUUGAUAAAAGGCCAGACUGAACGUUUUUGUCUCAUAAAUUAACAUGCUGCUAUAUAUGUUUUUUUUGUUUGUUUGUUUGUUUUAAACACUAACAUUGAUUUAAUUAGUGUCAUAGCCACUGUUUCUUCAGUUUGUUGGUAGGUACCAGAUCUAAACGUGUGUGUGAGGAAGCCAGUUCUGAUCAGCGUUUUUUUUUUGUUUUGUUUGCUUUGUUUUUUUUUUUUCUUAUAGCAUCGAAGGUUGAACUAAGUUGCAGUUCAGUGUUGGAAGCUUUUGCCAAGUUCUCCCUUCAUUUACUUGACGGUUUAUUUUCUGCACUUUUAUUAUAGAGAUGCAGCGAUCUGAAUUUUGGGGCUGAUUUCUCAUCUCUGGAUUUUGUGGAGUCUGUCAUAUCAGUUUUGUCUCUUGCGGAUCAGUUUUGAUAGACAAAAAAAAAGACAAGUAUGAUUUGAAAUAUUUUCUCAAUCCUUCUAAUAUAAUUAGCUGCAUAAGGUGGAGAGGUGACUGUGUGACAGAGCAGAUGCUGUAAAGGCGCUUUAAAAACGUCUUUUCUAUCUUUUUAUUAACAAUUAUUACAGUUAGCAUGCUAGCAGCGCUACAGCUGCAGUCUGCAGUGUUUAAUUGCAUAUGUAUGUAGAUUCUUAGAAACUCUGAGAUUUCUAAAACUCUUCAUUUGAUUGCGGUUGAAGGCUCAAAUGGAUAAAAGCUUGUUUUCGCCAUGACGUUUUUCGCUUUAAGUCUUGCUCUCUCUGCUGCAGCCCUAGUUAGCUAGCUAAUAGCUUCUUACAUCUUUCUACUUCCCAGCUUUACUCUAUACUGAAAAUGUCUAGCUUUCAGUUAAAAAAAAAAACCCAAAACGUUUCUAAUUGGCUGGUGACUUUUUGGGAACUAUCGAGCUGAAAAUUCUCGUUGCAUCUCUAUUUUAAACGAUGGAGAACCUCUCGAGAACAGAUUGAUACGAUCACUUCUUCUCGUCUUUUUACUGUGGGACGCGUUUCUUUGCACAUACCAGCUUUCUCUCUUUCUCCAAACUCCGAGCAGCAGAGAAAAACUGCCUGUUAAGUCUUUUUCUCUGAAAUCAAAUUUUUUUUGUUGACAUUUUCAUCUCUCCUACCUUUAAGAAAGGAAAGAAGAAAAAAAAGGCUUUUUCAUCUUGUUAAAGCCAUAUCUUUUAUUACAUUUGUACGCCACUUUUCUACUGACUUUCUAGACCCAUUUCAUACCAGCCCGCAGUUUUUUAUUGAAAAGGGUUUCUGCAUGCCGGUUCAGGCCAGGUUUAAUGAAAUGUAAGUUUAAUCGUGUUUCGUGCAGCACUGAUGAGCUUCUGUCACAGACGUCGUCCCCUUUACCUGCAGGAGUGUGUGGAGACGAGCAGGUCCUCCACUGAAUGUUUCUCUUUACAUGUAAAGUUUUCCCACUGCCAUCCAUCGCCUCGCUCCUCGGUGGCCUCGUCAGGUUCCUCAUUUUAAACUCGAGAUUUUAUCUUUUUAAUUUUUUACCAUUUGGAUCCGAUUUUAGACACGAUCGUAAAGGGUCUUGUUGGAUUCAGGCCGUAGUUUCUCGCUUCUCGAGCGAUUCCAGUCACUGGCCUUCCUUCUCUUUGAUGCAUUCAUGGACACCAAAUACAAUCGCCUGAAAAAACCCUCAGCUCCCACAUCUACCCUCAGUAAUCAUCCAUCCAUACUUUAACCUCGUUUUUUUUUUUUUUUUUAGAAAGUGCCAACUUUUAUUUUGAGGUUUGACAUUAACAACCAGGCUUGUAUGAUUUUUUUUUUAUCUUCUUUUGUUAUAAUUCGAGUUACCUUCGUGAACUUUGUAUACACUCCCUGAGUCACUUCCCACUUUUUUUUAAACAUAUAACUUUCUCAUUUGAACACAUUAUAAAAGACGUGAACAUAGAAGGAGGUAUUUGAUGAGCGAACAUGUCCUUCCAGGGGCUUUAAUGUCUUCCCGAUCUGUAAACACACCUUUGUUCAGCACAGCGCGUCUGUCUAAUAAUAAACGACAAAAUAAAGCAAAACAAAAAAAAAAAAAUUAAGAAACAAGAUAUGACGAAUUCAAUCAAAGCUUCUUUGUCCUUGAAAGAAGGACAAAGACAUUUAUGUUAAUGUUUAAAUUAACAUAAAAAGUUAAUUUAUGUUGACUUUUUUCCGUCAAAUUCAGACAUCAAAGAUUAAGAAAAAAAAAAAGCUUUAUGUUUAUUUUAUUGUCUGUUUUCUCUUUUGACUACCUGACAAAAAUAGUGAUGAUUGGUGAACCUACAGCUGGCAAUCAGCACAUUAUGCACAUUAUAUACACUACAGUUGAUCUGACAUUCAUCAAAAUUUAAUUUACUCUCAGAUUUUUGCCAAAAUUCAGAACGUUUUGCAUCUCGCCUUCUCUGCAAACACAAGUUUUGUUUUCUAGCUUCACUUUCCUUCAGAUUGUUCUUUUGUCCUGGAUGAAAAAUGUAACUGAAACACAUUUGUUUCAUGGUGUGUUAUUAUGAUGCAGUGUUUUGUUUAUUUUCCCCCCCAUAAUCGGAUGUUUAAGCUCUUUCUGUAUCUUUUUUUUUUUUUUUUUCUCUCCAACUUUUCAUCUCCUGUGCAAUCUAUGCAACACACACUCUGGUAUCCCUGCCCUGGAGCUGAAUGAAGAUGUGGAUUGAUUUUAACUUGUAAAUACUGUUUAAAAAAAAAAAGAAAUAGAAGAGAUCAAUCAAGUCGGUCGGUCUAAGUGAGAUGUGUGGAAUAAGCGGCAGAAUGGAAACGGUUUCCAAAUGUAACGAUGAAUGUUGUCGUAAAUAUUUUUUUAUAUUUUGAAAUCGCUAGGAGGAAGAAAAAGAAAAAACUGACAAAAAAAAAUCAUAGUGGGAAAGCUGUCAGAAGAACACUACAAAGGGAAGUUUUUAUUAAUUUAUAAAUUCAUUGCUUAGCAAGAUCACAUUUGUCUUGGUGUCAUUUUUUUUUUGUUGCCUUUUGAAAUAAAUUAUUCUUUAAUGCAAACAUGUAUAUCUAACAUUAAUCAUCACAGAUGUAUUAUUAUUUUUUGCCACAACUGCAGCAGAAUGAGAGUUGGUUGGACCUGACCAGUCACAGCCGGCCAGACCUGGAGGUUCUGGAAAUGGGUUCAGACUGUCCAGCUUCUGCUUUGACAGGAACUCAUAAAUAUGUGGGAGCUAUUUAGGACUUUAAAUACGUAAUGUCUUCCUCUGAGAGCCUUUGCCACGAUAUGCACAGAAUCAGCCUUAAAAA